GCGAAUUCGAAACAGCGCAUAAAGGAACACGGAAAGAACAUUCUCUACCCCAAGACGACGACGACGACGACGACGACGACGCCGCGCCUUAUAUAAACCAUCGCCACUCCUGGCCAUUCCCUUCUUUCUCCCCAGAUCCAAUCCUUCCAGAGAUCUGAAAAUAGUCUCCAGAAACUUCUGAGCUCUUCCGAGUUCCGUCCGGAUGGAGGAGAAGCUGGUACAGCGGCUGGAAGCGGCGGUCGCGCGCCUCGAGGCGGUGUCCGCCGCCCGGGGUGUUCCCGCCGCGGCGGGGGACGACGGCGGGGACGCGCUGGCCGCGACGGAUCCGGCGAUCCUGGCCUUCGACGAUCUGAUGGCGCAGUACGUGGCUAGGGUUUCGAGCGCGGCGGAGAAGAUCGGGGGGCGGGUGCUGGACGUCACCAAGGUCGUUGGGGAAGCGUUCAGCGCCCAGAAGGAGCUUCUCAUCCAAAUCAAGCAGACGCAGAAACCUGACCUUGCAGGUUUGGGCGAGUUUCUUAAGCCACUAAAUGAAGUAAUCAUGAAAGCAAAUGCAUUGACUGAGGGAAGGCGAUCUGAUUUCUUUAAUCACUUGAAAGCUGCUGCUGACAGUCUCGCCGCAUUAGCAUGGAUUGCAUACACAGGCAAAGAUUGUGGUAUGAGCAUGCCAAUUGCCCAUGUGGAGGAAAGUUGGCAAAUGGCAGAGUUCUACAACAACAAGGUACUGGUGGAGUACAGGAACAAGGACCCAGAUCAUGUGGAAUGGGCAAAAGCUCUGAAAGAACUCUAUUUGCCAGGUUUAAGGGAAUAUGUGAAAGCUUUUUACCCAUUGGGUCCAGUGUGGAGUCCUAAUGGAAAAGUAGCCACUCCUGCUGUGUCAAAAGCUCCAGCAAAAAGUGCGCCUGCACCUGCCCCUCCUCCUCCCCCACCAGCAUCGCUCUUCAGUUCUGACUCUCCACAAGCUUCAUCAUCUCGCCCGAAGCAGGGAAUGGCUGCUGUUUUCCAGGAAAUUAAUUCGGGGAAGCCUGUAACUUCUGGGCUAAGAAAGGUCACGGCUGAUAUGAAGACAAAGAACCGUACUGAUAGAACUGGAGUUGUUGGUGCUGGUGAAAAAGAAUGUCGUACUGCUUCACCAUCUUUUUCAAAAGCUGGACCUCCUAAAUUAGAGCUACUAAUGGGUCGGAAAUGGGCUGUUGAAAAUCAAAUUGGAAAGAAAAACUUGGUUAUUGAUGACUGUGAUUCAAAACAGACUGUCUAUGUGUUUGGAUGCAAAGAUUCUGUCUUGCAGAUUCAAGGGAAAGUUAACAACAUAACUGUUGACAAGUGCACUAAAAUGGGAAUUGUUUUUACGGAUGUCGUUGCUGCUUGUGAGAUUGUGAACUGCAAUGGUGUUGAAGUGCAAUGUCAGGGAUCAGCUCCAACAAUAUCUGUGGAUAACACUGCUGGCUGCCAGUUGUACUUGAGCAAAGAUUCCUUGGGUGCAUCCAUAACAACAGCUAAGUCGAGCGAGAUCAAUGUUUUAGUACCUGGUGCUGAGCCUGACAGUGACUGGGCGGAGCAUUCUUUGCCGCAGCAGUACAUACAUGCAUAUAAAGAUGGGCAGUUUGUGACUACUCCAGUCUCUCACUCUGGCGGGUAAAUGAGAUUUCUUCAGCUGUCCUGUGCCUACCAUGAUUCUUCCAUUCUUUUAGCGGUUGAUGGUGGUUUUAUAUUUUUCUUAUGCCUGAUUCAUUUGUCAUUAGAACUCGACUACAUGGUUGUAUGCUAUUCUGCUUUGCUUGGUUCAUUGAGUUUUUCAAUGUCAAUGUAUACGGUUUUGUAGCUCUGUUCUACAUGGGUUUGGUUGUUGUGAGCCCUUUUGUCUAUCUCCUCAUGUUGUACAAGAAUGUACACUUUGUAAUGUGUUCUUAUGAUGAAGUUCUGCUAAUUUCAAUCUGUAGACAUUGCGAUUGUGUCAACAUGAGGGCAUGUAGUUCGUGUA
Molecule: messenger RNA, 1978 nt
Organism: Eucalyptus grandis
Lineage: Eukaryota; Viridiplantae; Streptophyta; Magnoliopsida; Myrtales; Myrtaceae
Product: cyclase-associated protein 1
Exons: 10
Coding region: 203-1636 (477 amino acids)
Biological process (GO): regulation of adenylate cyclase activity; cytoskeleton organization
Cellular component (GO): cytoplasm
Molecular function (GO): adenylate cyclase binding; actin binding
Source: RefSeq, a predicted model, not a curated record